Messenger RNA from Hyaloscypha bicolor E, 1658 nucleotides. RefSeq names its product Aldo/keto reductase. The transcript is spliced from 4 exons. Lineage: Eukaryota; Fungi; Ascomycota; Leotiomycetes; Helotiales; Hyaloscyphaceae. The record is from RefSeq and is a predicted model, not a curated record. Bases 494 to 1567 code for a protein of 357 amino acids.
GAAGUUUUGCUGCUCUCCUAUCCCUCCUUUACCCAUACCAGUAUUUAAUGGCCUUGGUUCUUACAUCAUGCUCCAAAGACUCUAAUGGCCCAACUGCCGUUCCUCGUCCCAACACUCCCAGCCCCUCUGAAUUUAUCCAAAACUCAGCCGUGCUGGCGCGUUGAAAAGAGUAAAUCGUUCACCAGUCUCGGGAAGAUCGCUCCGGGCAAGCCAUCGCUGACAAAUUCCAACCAAUCACCAAGUUCCUGUCGCACUUGAACCUUCCCCACGCGGGCAACAGCAGGAUGCUCAUUUGAAGCCUCAACUGACGUGCUGGACGAUGACGACGGCGUUAUCGAUUUAACCCCGCUUGAAGCCGAGUUCUGCAUCCCUGGGGAUCAACCGGAGGUCUGGUAUAAGAGCCAUGUUGUCUCGCACUGUGCUGGAUUGAUUGCUCUACACAUUUCUGCCCACUUAUCAGCCCAUAACCCCACAGCCACAGAAUCACAGCAAGAUGUCAGGAGUUCCAGCACUUCCGCAAUCCUUGAAGGAAUCGGUGGAGAACAGCAAAGUGGAGUAUGUGAAUCUAGGUAAGAGUGGGCUUCGUGUCUCGAUCCCAAUUUUGGGCGCAAUGUCCAUUGGACACCCUAAAUGGGCUCCGUGGGUGAUUGAUGAAGAGAAGUCACUCCCUCUACUCAAAGCUGCAUAUGAUCGUGGCCUGAACACGUGGGACACUGCGAACGUCUACUCAAACGGAGUCAGCGAGAUAAUCAUUGGCAAAGCGAUCAAGAAAUAUAGUAUCCCGCGCAAUAAGCUGGUUAUUCUCACCAAGUGCUAUGGAGCUGUUGGCGAGGAGCCAAUUAUUAGGGGAGUCUUCCACCCAAAGGAAAUUCGAGCUUCGAAGGACUAUGUGAACCAAUCAGGCUUAUCCCGUCAAGCAAUCUUUAAUGCAGUCGAUGCCUCCCUCAAGCGUCUCGACACUACAUAUAUCGAUCUCCUUCAGAUCCACCGUUUCGACGUCAAUACGCCCCUCGAAGAAACAAUGGAGGCCCUCCACGAUUUAGUCAAGAGUGGCAAGGUUAGAUAUAUCGGAGCGAGUAGUAUGUGGGCCACACAAUUCGCCCAGCUGCAGUUUACCGCAGAAAAGAAUGGCUGGACCAAGUUUAUCAGCAUGCAGAAUCAUUAUAAUCUGCUAUAUCGCGAGGAAGAAAGAGAAAUGAACCGAUUCUGCGACGCGACUGGCGUUGGUUUGAUACCGUGGGCACCCCUCUGCCGCGGCCACCUCGCAAGACCCAUCGAGGCGUUCGGCACGACGACAAGAAGCAAGCCGGAAUUAGAGAAAGGCCUCACCGAAACUGACACCAAGAUCAUACAGCGUGUACAAGAACUUGCUGAGAAGAAGGGAUGGAAGAUGAGUCAGGUUGCGCUGGCAUGGAUCAACAAGAGGAUCAGCUCUCCGAUCAUUGGCUUCAGUAGUGUGGACAGAAUGGAUGAAGCAAUUGAGGUUAGAGACAAGACUCUGACUGAGGAAGAGGAGAAGUAUCUUGAGGAGUUGUACCAGCCGAAGGCAAUAUCUGGUCAUUCUUGAGAGGGUUCGGCGAAGGAAGUACAAGAGUAAGUUAGUGAUGCUCUUAUAUAGGCUGGAAGUCUGUAGAAAUUGAACACAAAUUUUUGGACAG